Musca vetustissima is the source of this 1407-nucleotide messenger RNA. RefSeq names its product hairy/enhancer-of-split related with YRPW motif protein (gene Hey). The record is from RefSeq and is a predicted model, not a curated record. The transcript is spliced from 3 exons. Gene Ontology annotation, biological process: anterior/posterior pattern specification; regulation of neurogenesis; regulation of transcription by RNA polymerase II. Gene Ontology annotation, cellular component: nucleus. The coding region runs from base 6 to 1397 and encodes 463 amino acids. Lineage: Eukaryota; Metazoa; Arthropoda; Insecta; Diptera; Muscidae. Gene Ontology annotation, molecular function: RNA polymerase II cis-regulatory region sequence-specific DNA binding; protein dimerization activity; DNA-binding transcription factor activity, RNA polymerase II-specific.
AAAAAAUGGAUCACAAUUUGAAUAUGCAUCACAAUAAUGCUGCCCUGCAUUGGAGUUAUGGCGCCGCCGCAGUACCAACUACGCCGCAAAAUCAUUGGGUACCACCCCCACAAUCCCAAUCGUCAUCACUAAAACGCGCCAUAUCGGAAAGUGAUUGUGAAGAUUUAUAUUCCGAAGAAUCAUCGAAGGAACAAAUUUCUCCUGCCGAUGGCAGUAACUGCCAAAUGAUGAGCCGCAAAAAGCGUCGUGGUGUCAUCGAAAAGAAACGCCGCGAUCGCAUCAACUCUUCGCUAUGCGAACUCAAGCGCCUAGUACCCUCGGCGUAUGAAAAGCAAGGCUCCUCCAAAUUGGAAAAGGCUGAAAUUCUGCAACUCACCGUGGAACAUUUGAAAAAUUUACAAGCCAAAGGAACCGAUGCCUUGGGUUAUGAUCCACAACGUUUCGCCAUGGACUAUCACAUUAUCGGAUUUCGUGAAUGUGCUGCCGAGGUGGCUAGAUAUUUGGUGACCAUUGAGGGUAUGGACAUUCAGGAUCCUCUACGUCUGCGACUUAUGUCCCACCUGCAGUAUUUUGUACAGCAACGUGAAAUGUCACUGAAAAAUUGCACAGCCACACCGGGAGCAACACCAUGGACUGUACAUCCCGGAGCUGCAGCCGCUGCUGCUGCUUCAUCAUAUCAACCCAAUUGUGGUGUGACACCAUAUCAGGCAUAUCCCUCGGCCACCAGUUCGGCGGCAUCGACAGUGCACACCUCAAGUCACAGUAAUUCGUCGUAUGUUCCCAAUUUGCCCUCUGCCCUGCAUCAAUAUCCCACAUUGAGUUCGUCACCCAACAACAAUGCUAUGCAUUCACAACAACAACAACAGCAGCAGCAACAACAACAUAGUGUGCGUUCAAAUUCCGUUGGAUCUGCGCAGGAUGGUCAUGGUUUAAUCAAUCACAAUCAAGCGAGACAAGUUACCUCUCCCCUACAACAGCAAUCUCAAACCCAGCAACAGGCACAACAACAGCAAUCUCAACAGCAGCAACAACAAAAUGUUGCAGCCCAUCCCCAAAUAACACCCACCUCACAUGACACCCAUCUUCAACAGCAAACACAACAAACUCAACCCCAACAACAACAAACACCUACCCAUCACCACUACUCCCACGAUCACAGCGGUGCCACACAUCAGGAUCAUCAGGCUGCCACAUACAUUGAAUUAACAAAUGCCCAUGUCCACCCAGGACAUCGUCAAGUGCCCUCUGCCGUUCCAGCCUCUGCUUUGGGUUAUACCGCCAUGCCAACACAAUACCCGGUGAGUGUGGCCCAGGAAUAUAAUCAUCAAACCGGUGUCUAUGUUACUGCUAAUGGUUCGAAACCCUAUCGGCCAUGGGGUGCCGAAAUGGCUUACUAAGCAGAGAGGG